AUGAGCACCUCUUCAUCGCCCAAACCAGCUCGCCGUCGGAGAGGCUCCUCCGUUGGAAACAUCAAUGUGGGGGACACAUCUGCUCCCGGAUUUUCGACGAUGAAGUUGACAGCCUCACAAAGGCAGAAACUGAACCAAAGAGUGAGAGCUUUGAGUGACGAAUCCAGGACCGAUGUUGCAAUCAUUCGCAAAAUGUUCGUCGCUUUUAAAGAGUUGUCAUUCAGACACACCUGGAUCAAUCCUCUCAUUAUUCUCUCGGUGUUUUACUUAGCUUUUUUUGGGACAAGCGAAGGAAACCCUGUUCAUGAGAACUUGAAGAAGCUCGUCAAGCCUUCAUAUCUUAUUGAAGGCACUGAUCAAUACGGCAAAGGUGUCAAUGAUUUUUAUUUCGUUGGCUUCUACGCUCUCUUCUUCACAUUCUUAAGAGAAUUUAUGAUGUGUGUGGUUUUGCGGCCUUUGGCUCGUAUAUUAGGAGUAACGAGACCACACAAAGUUAACAGGUUUAUGGAGCAGAGCUACGCCAUGUUUUAUUACGGCUUGUCGGGACCGUAUGGCCUUUACGUGAUGUCGAAAAUGCCACUAUGGUUCUUCGAAACCACCCCGCUUUAUGAAAACUAUCCCCAUAAGACGCAUGAUUGGCUUUUUAAGGUCUACUACCUUGGCCAGGCAGCCUUUUGGGUUCAACAAUCGGUGGUGUUGGUAUUGCAACUCGAAAAGCCAAGGAAGGAUUUUCACGAGCUCAUUCUUCACCACAUUAUUACUAUUGCACUUAUCUGGCUUUCCUAUCGCUUUCAUUUUACUUGGAUGGGCAUCGAGAUCUACGUCACAAUGGACGUCUCAGACUUCUUCUUGGCAACUUCAAAAACGUUAAACUAUCUAGACUCCAUUUUCACAGGACCUUUCCUCGUCGGAUUUGUCUUCGUCUGGGUUUAUCUUAGGCAUUACAUAAACCUCAAGAUUUUGUGGUCUGUGCUUACCGAAUUUAGAACAGUUGGGCCAUGGGAAUUGAAUUGGGACACACAGCAGUACAAGUGUUGGAUUUCACAGCCUAUUGUUUUCGGUUUAAUAUUUGCAUUGCAAAUUUUGAAUGCCUACUGGCUCUUUCUUAUAUUAAGAAUUUUGUAUCGCUAUGUUGUCGGAGGAGUGGCUGCUGAUGAAAGAAGCGAAUCUGAAGAUGAAGACGAUGAGGCCAAGCAAAAAGACAAAUCAGAAUAG
Molecule: messenger RNA, 1215 nt
Organism: Candidozyma haemuli
Lineage: Eukaryota; Fungi; Ascomycota; Pichiomycetes; Serinales; Metschnikowiaceae
Gene: LAG1
Product: sphingosine N-acyltransferase
Exons: 1
Coding region: 1-1215 (404 amino acids)
Biological process (GO): ceramide biosynthetic process
Cellular component (GO): membrane
Molecular function (GO): sphingosine N-acyltransferase activity
Source: RefSeq, a predicted model, not a curated record